UUUCCGCGCUGUUGCUGGUGGCGGCGGCCAGUAAAGGGUGAGCGCGCGGUAUGGGCCAGCACUCAUUCUUUCCGAUGACUUCAGGCAGCCGGAUCGGACGAGCUCGGCAGGACUAUUUUGCACGUCUUUCACUCGCUCACACGGUCCUCGGAAGGUUUACGUGCAAGCAAGGACGGACAUUUCGUUUCGAUAAUAAGAGUUUCGAGAUGUUCUGCGGAUUAAUGUGGAGUUGGACCUGGCUCUUGCUGGGCUUCUGUGCGUGGGCCUCCCGUGAAGACGUCUCUGUAGAUGAGGACAACUGGACCAAUGACGAGUGGGGUUCCGGUUUCUCCCCUGUAUACCGCUUCCUCGCUGACAGCCCCCCUGAAGCAGCAGCGGUAGGGCAGAGUCCCCUGGGGUCCAUGAACUGCACUCAGCGCUUCUGGUUGCCUUCGUCCACGCCGGGAAUCUGUUGGGAGAACGUAGCCAGGCCCGAGGAGCUGGGCCGCUCCCGCCUGCUGGCGUUGCAGAACCGGGCUGCCCUGGAGGAUGUGAUGAUCUCUUGCCGCGUGGAGAAAGGGGGACUCUCCUACCAGCGGCAGGCCAGAGACGAGGUGGACGGGGUGCUCUCGGACCACCGCAGUGUGGCGGAGGCCCUGGACACAAUGGAGAAGGUCUUCGUCUCCCUGGAGGAGAAGAGGAAAGACGGCAAAGACGGAGGACUUCUCACCAGUGUCAAGGAGCAGCUGGCCCAGGCGAGGGAGUCGGCGUUCGCCCGCCAGCUCCUAGCAUCCUCCCUGGAGAGGCACUUGUCCAGCCUGGAGGAGAAUCUCAUGCACAUGCAGCUCAGACUCCACAGGCUGGCCAGUGACCACGAGAACAAGAUUGGGCUUGCACUUUUUGAGAGACAUCAGCUGGGUUCAUAAAAGGAUGCUCAAGGAUGGUUCAGAAGUUGAAAAUAUGUAUUUCAUGGUAAACUGUGCAAGGAUGAAGGGUUGCUAUUAAAUAAAACGUCUCAACCACCAAACAGAACGAAAUUGAAUCGACUCAUGAUUGAGGCGCUCACAUGGUGAUCUAAAACCAUUUAAUGAAAUGAUUUAAUUCAGUUAAUUCAGCUACAGCCCUUUUUGUUCACUUACUACAUGUGGAAAAAUAGUCUUAAACAACAAAUGUCAAGUAUUUCAGCUCUCGCGUGACACGAUUUUCUUUUUUUUUUUAAAUGCAACACGACAGGCCUGCUAUGUUUGCUUUUAAGAUCAUGCCGCAAUGCAGUGUCCGUUACAGUUUGGAAGGUCACAGCCAUGAUAGUUAUUGAAUUUCCCAACUGCAUACAUUUCAUACCAGAUGAUCAGUGUCCAGCGCUAGCUUCCUGUGAGCAUCCAUGUACUAAAUUCACAUGAUACGGAAUCGCCUUUGAAGGCACCAUCGCCAAGUCAACAUGACUCCUAUCACUGUUUUGGGGGGUUAAAAGUUCAGCAAUCACAUCUGCCCCAAACAUGACGCCCAUUUCGUUUUACAAGUCAGCUGAUUCUUCUUCCUCUUCUCGCACUUGCUCCAAAGACUUGAGGUAGUCACCAGCCAAGAUCUUCUUAGGGAGGAUAUCUGCAGAGGGGAGAACAUAGAUCUUGCUACAAGAGAUUGAACUUUGAACUUUGAACAAUUCUUUUGAGAGGCUUCAUGUGAGCCGGGAGUGUCACCUGUUAGAAACUGGAAAGUUUCUAUCUCCUCUGCGGCAUUGGCGAGGUCACUGUAGGACAAACUCUUGCUUUCCCUCCCUUGGCCGUUGCUGAAUGACGAUAGCGCCAAAUGUUGGACAAA
Molecule: messenger RNA, 1797 nt
Organism: Syngnathus typhle (broad-nosed pipefish)
Lineage: Eukaryota; Metazoa; Chordata; Actinopteri; Syngnathiformes; Syngnathidae
Exons: 3
Coding region: 51-905 (284 amino acids)
Source: RefSeq, a predicted model, not a curated record